AUGAGUGAUGGAAAUGAGAUAAAUAAUCAUUAUCCAGAUUUCUUGAAUAAAGACUUUGUUCAAGUUAGGCAAUUAGAUAAAGGAGCAUUUGGGAAAAUAUUUGUUGCACGAAGAAAAGAUGAUUCUAAAGUAUAUGUCUUGAAAAUGAUGUUUGGAAUGACAGACAAAGAUAUUGAAACAAUUAGAGAUGAAGUAAUUGUAUUAGCAUCAAUUAAUCAUAAAAAUGUUGUGAGAUAUUUAGAUGCAUGGAUUGAAACUAUGGGAAUUGAAGAGUAUAAUACUUAUUAUAAAAGUAUUGAAAGUGAUUCAGAAAGUAAUAGUGAAGAAUAUUUAAUUCAUAGCAAUAAAGAGGAUGAACAUUUACAAUCAUUUUCAAGUAGAUUAAAUGAAGUCUCUUCAAGAAAACCACAAGGAGAUUUUAAGAUUGGAAUAAUUCCAUUUAAUGACGAUGACGAUUUUGAUGAAGAUGACUUUCAAGAGCAACAAUGGGAUAUUGAAGAAGAUAGUGAUAAUAUUAAUAAUGAUAUUCAAUGGGGAUUUGAUGAAGAUUUCGAUAAAGAAAAUCCAAAUAGUAUCAAUGAAAUGAAUCAAAAAAGUAAAGGGUUUGGAAGUAAUGAAGAAGAAGGUGAUGACUAUGAAUAUAUUACUGUAAGUGAUAGUGAUGAAGAUUAUUCUCAAAUAUCUGAGCUUGAAACAAAUAAAGAAGAACCAAUUAAAUUAAGUGGAGAAAUUACAAACAAAGAAAUAGAAGAAAGAAAAAUUAAACAAAUUAGUAUUGAUAAAACCAAUGUACAAUUAAAUGAAACGUUAAGUGAACGAGUAAAAGUAGUGGUAAUUCAAAUGGAGUAUUGUAGUGGAAGUAAUUUAAGUAGGAUUAUCGAAUCACAAGAACUUCACUAUUCGAAGAAAAAUGCUAAUGAAAAAAUAAAUUUUUAUUUUAAACAAAUUAUUACAGGGAUUCAAUAUAUUCAUUCAAAAAAUAUUAUUCAUGGAGAUCUUAAACCUGCAAAUAUAUUUAGGGAUGGUGACAUAUUAAAAAUAGGUGAUUUUGGAUAUGCUUCAAUGGCAAAAAAUAGAAAUAAAUGUAAAUUUGUUGGAACACCAGGAUAUACUGCACCAGAAGUUUCAAGUGGAAAUUAUGAUACUUCAAUUGAUAUUUAUAGUCUUGGAAUAAUUCUUCUUGAGAUGUGUAUGAGUUGUGUUACAAGAUCAGAAUUUAUUCUUGGAAUUGAAUUAAUUAAAAAAAGGCAAAUUAAUGAAACGGUUAGUAAAUAUUUUCCUCAAUUAAGUCAAUUAAUUUUAAAUAUGACUGAGUUUGAUCCAAAAAAACGUCCAGAUGCAAAUCAAAUACUUGAAAAAAUUAGUGGAAUGGAAGAAACCCAAAGGAAAUUAGAAUAUAUUAAACCGUUACUACAAAAUCAUAGUUCAAUAUUCCAAAGUAUUGUUAAUAAAGCUACAUGUCAAAUUAAUAAUAAUUGUGUAUUUAGGGAACAAUAUAUUCAAUCAAUUAAAUUUGUUGAAGAUCAAACAAGAGAAAUUAAUAAAAAAAUUGGAGCUAUUAAUUGUUUCUUUUAUCCAAUUAUUCCUUUUAAAUGGAUUGCCGAUGAAACAGUAACAAGUCCAAUGAUGAAUAACUCAGAUAAUGAAUUACUUGUUAUUUUAAAUAAUUUUGUUGAUUUAAUGAAAGUGAUUAUGAUAAAUAGAAAGAAAAUAAGUACAACAAAUACACCAUUACAUAUUCAAAUUCCAUUAUAUGAAUUAGGAAGUAAUGACGUAAUCAAUUUUGCCUCAAUUAUGUUUAUUAAGCCAAGUAGUGAUGAAUCAAUUAUAUUUGAUAUGUGUGAUGUUUUACAAGAAGUUAAUGAAAUAAUGAAAAGGUGUUGCAAUAUAAAAUAUAAAAUAAUAAUUUCUAAUUCACAAAUCAAUGAUAUUAUUGUAAGACUACCAAAGAUAGAACAAAAUAAAUUAUUUAAUGGAGAAAAUACAAUGAAAAGUACAUUAAGAUCUUUAAAAUUAUUAAAGAAAAAUAAAAUAUUUUCAAAUGAUUCAUCAAUUCAAAUAGUUUUAGAUAAUUUUAUUCAACAAAUAAAAAUGUAUAAUGAAUUAUUUGAUGAUUGUAUAUUAUAUUAUAGUUCUAAUAUCCAUACGUUUAAUGAUCAAGACCCAUCUGUCAUUACAUUUGAAGUUAAUGUUAAUGAUAUUAAUGUUAUUACUGGUGGUUCUUUAAGAAGAAUUGGAGUUGAUUCAAGAGAAGCAAGUGUUGGAUAUUUAUUUAAUGUUUCAGUAAUGGCCAUGUGUUGUGAACCAUAUUUAGUUGAAGAGUAUAUAAAACAACAACAAAAAGAAAUGAUAAAAGUAAUAAUUGAAACACCAAAUAAUAUUUUAAAAGAAAUGAUUGGAUUAUAUUUUGAACGAAGUGGAUUUAAAGUUAUUGAUAAAAGUGAAUCUGAAAUAAAUGCAAAUCAAUUAGUAAAAGUUAAAGUAAAUGAACAAAAUUGUAUUGUCACAUUUGAUGAAAUAGAAUUUGGGUCUAUUCAAUUAUCAAUUCAAAUAUAUGAAAAAAAUAAGGUUUGUAUAGCUCGAGAUAACAUGAAUAUUCUUGAUGCUAUUGAAUUUUUAAAAACACUCCAACGUCAUAAAAUUGAUAAAAAUCAAAUUUCUUUUAGAAUUGCAGAAUUUGAUAAAGAGAUAAUCCAAGAAAAUAAAGAAAAAAUUAUUGUUAAAAAUAAAUUUAUUCCUGUUAUUCCUUUACAAACAAAUUAUAUUAAAAUGAUUAUGGAAAAUGGAAUUAGAACUACUUUAAAUGAAAUUCAAAAAGAUAAACAUUUCGAUAAAAUGACUUUUAAUAAAAUAACUGAAAAAGUUAAAAUGGUUAAUUCUUUUAUUACUUCAAUAGCUUUUACCAUUAGUUCUCCAAAAAUUAUUAUAUUUUAUUCUUCUAUUGAUGAAGAAUAUGUUACACUUGUAGUUCAUCCUUCAAACCCUCAAAAAUUAUAA
Molecule: messenger RNA, 2997 nt
Organism: Entamoeba dispar SAW760
Lineage: Eukaryota; Evosea; Mastigamoebida; Endamoebidae
Product: interferon-induced, double-stranded RNA-activated protein kinase, putative
Exons: 1
Coding region: 1-2997 (998 amino acids)
Biological process (GO): protein phosphorylation
Cellular component (GO): cytosol
Molecular function (GO): ATP binding; eukaryotic translation initiation factor 2alpha kinase activity
Source: RefSeq, a predicted model, not a curated record